This is a messenger RNA of Monascus purpureus, 2380 nucleotides long. The record is from the annotation of a GenBank genome assembly. Lineage: Eukaryota; Fungi; Ascomycota; Eurotiomycetes; Eurotiales; Aspergillaceae.
GUGAGGGACUAAUCAUGCUGGUCAAUCGAAGACAAGCAGCUGUCUUCGGCGCAGCGGUUCUGUUGCGGCUUCUUCUGUGGGUUCUGUUCCCUUCGCUCCCUGAUCUCUUGACAGGGAGAGUCGAGGUUUCCACCCCGGUUAGCAGCUUCAAGAGAUUGCAGGAGGGCCUCUUUCUUUACAAUCGAAAUGUCUCCCCAUACGAUGGUGGCGUCUACCACCAAGCGCCGCUGCUCCUCCCUCUGUUUUCUUUGUUACCAGACUCGCGGAGUCAUCCUUUACCAACAGCUGUCAUCUAUUCAUUAAUCGAUGUCUUGAACGCUAAGGCGCUGAUCACGAUCUCGGAUUCAGGACUCUCAAUCGAGGGCAGACUGCAUUCCAGUUUCCGGAAGGAUAUCAAAUGGGAUGGCAUUGCAAUCGCUGCAUGGUAUCUAUUUAACCCCUUUACGAUUGCGACGUGUCUAGGUCGCUCAACAAAUGUGUUCACCAUGUCGGCUAUCCUCUACGCCGCGUCCAAUGCCGUCAACGGCAACAGUCUUAAUUCUAUGAUCGCAAUGGGCCUUGCAUCUUACCUUUCCCUGUACCCAGCCCUCUUGUUUAUCCCACUUGUUCUCCUGUGCUAUGACCGACGCGCGCAACAAUCGAAACAACUGCCUUCUGCGGUGGCCUUUGUCACCCAACACCUUCUCAUUUUCCUGGUCAGCAUUGCGGGUUUGCUUGGCGCCUCAUACUUAAUUACUGGAGAUUUCUGGGAGUUCAUCUCUGCGACAUAUGGCUUUCAAUUGCUUGUUCCUGACCUGACACCCAAUGUCGGUCUUUGGUGGUAUUUCUUCAUCGAGAUCUUUGACUCUUUCAGAGAGUUCUUUCUCGGUGUCUUCUGGCUGCACCUGGCUGGAUAUGUGGGAGGUUUGACACUACGAUUGCGGCGACAGCCUCUCUUUGUCCUGGCCUCCCUUCUGGGUAUUUUUGCCAUCUUCAAACCAUAUCCCAGCAUUUCGGACGUCUCCUUAUACUUUGCUCUCCUACCACUCUAUCGGCACCUCUUUCCACGUAAGUUAUCUUCAUGAAACUGGAAGUAUGUUUAUGCUAAUUAUCGACAGUAAUGCGCUACACAUUCUUCGCAAUUUCCGCCAUUCUGUACGCAACUCUCCUCGGUCCUGCAUUUUAUUACUUAUGGAUCUAUGCCGGGUCUGGCAAUGCAAACUUCUUCUACGCCAUAACUCUCGUCUGGAGUCUGGGACUCUCCAUCCUGGUCGCGGAUACCAUAUUUGCUGCGCUCAGGGACGAAUGGGAACAGGAGAACCCAGAGAUGAAAGGCAAAGACGUCAGGCAAGUAUAGUCGAGUUUUGUCUAUCGGUCUGUCCUAGGACGGUAACAAUAGCUCGCCCUAGCUAUUGCAUGUCGCAUGAUGUCAGGUUGCUGUCUGUUGCAAUGGCUUCGAUAAGAUCAAGUAGUCUGGCUCCUUUACUGUCCCGUUUCGGAGUGUGCGUGGUUGUGGGGAGUACUCAUCCACCGAAUACCCGAGGCGAUCAUAGAGUCGCAGAGCGGUUGAAUUUGACUUGAACACAGUCAACAUAGCUUUCUCCAGGCCAAUCCGCCGUCCUAUCUCCUCGAAUCUUGCCAUCAGCAGCUUCCCUAGGCCACGCCCUUGCACCACUGGUGACAAGUGGAUCUCAUAACAAUAAAUGACCUCCUUUCCAUCUUCGUACGUGAUCAUGAAGGAUACAAAUCCCAAUAUGUUCCGUUCAUUCGGCGACUGCGCAGGAUCAGGAGUAUCAGAAAUGGCAGUCCCCCCCUUCGCAGUGACGCGUUCUCUUGACGAAUUGGGAUGGAGCAGGAGAUAUCUCAUAUCAGGAAGCUUCAUUUCCUUGCGCUUCUUCGAGGGAGACCAUCCAAUGCUGGAACCGGAGUAGUCUUUUGAUGACGUCAGCUCUAUGAGACGGAAACAUGCCUCGAAGUCUGCAGCGGGCAGUGAGUGAGCAGUGUAAAUAUCAAGCAGAUAAUCCAAUCCCUCCUUUCGAACUGAGCCAUGGUCUUGGGGCGUAGAAUUGGGGUAUUUGAUUUCCAAUGCCGGUGGUGGGAGAUAGUAUGCUAUGAAUUGGUCUAGGGGGAGUCUGUUUGUGCGUUCUACUAGAGGGAGGAGUUUCUGGGAUUCUGGGACAGUUCAGCGAUAGACGUUUGUAGCGAGGAUAACAUAGACGAGACAAGCCUUUUCUCCCUCACCCAGAGGUCUGGACAGUAAACUCACUUUCUCGUUUUUUUAAUGUCCGUUUCGGUCGCUCAAUAGUCACAGCCGGUCGUGCCGAUGCUGAUUUUGAAGCCUUGGUUACCCUGCCCUCUUUGACAGAUGACGGCAUUGUCUUCCGGGGUUAAUGGAAUGAGG